GUUGUUGCAUUACUAAAAAAAUUAAGUGAAGUUACUGGAAUCAAUGUUACCAUCGACAAUCUAUGGAUAAUAGGGGACCCAUUACUGGUUGAACAAGCCCAUAAAAAUGAAACUUUGAGAAAGGUGAACGAAUGGUUCAGCGACGCUCUCUAUAAAGAAGUGAUCAGGAUCUUUAACAAGGUGCUAGCCUAUAAAAAUGGAAUCUAUAGUGAGUUCAACUACAAACUCAGAUCAGAUAGCUUUCAUCUAUUGAAGCACUGUUAA
This is a messenger RNA of Haemonchus placei, 264 nucleotides long. Lineage: Eukaryota; Metazoa; Nematoda; Chromadorea; Rhabditida; Trichostrongylidae. The record is from the annotation of a GenBank genome assembly.